AUGGAGACCUCAAAUACCUUUGUGGGAUCAAUUGAUCAAGGCACAACGAGCACCAGAUUUUUAAUCUUCAACCGCGAAGGCGAGCCAGUAGCAUCACAUCAAGUCGAGUUCAGCCAAAUCUACCCAAACCCGGGCUGGCAUGAACAUGACCCCCUCGAGAUUGUAACCUCAGUAGAGACCUGCAUCGAAGAAGCCGUCGAGAAGUUCGAAGCGCAGGGCCACACCCGGAGCAGCAUCCAAAGCAUCGGAAUAACCAACCAGCGCGAAACAACCAUAGUCUGGGACCACAAGACCGGUGAACCCCUAUACAAUGCUAUUGUAUGGACAGACACACGGUCUCAGGCGAUCGUCGCAGAACUGAAACAGAAACCAGGGGCAUCGCAGCUCCAGACACUCUGCGGUCUGCCGCUGUCGACCUACUCGUCGGCUACGAAGCUGCUCUGGAUGUUGGCGCAUGUCCCAAGAGUGAAGGAUGCGUUUGACCGCGGCACACUGGCGUUUGGUACCAUCGAUUCUUGGCUGGUAUACCGUUUGAACGGUGGAGUGGCUGCCAACGUCUUUGUCUCGGAUUCAACAAACGCUUCGCGGACCAUGUUUGUGAAUCUGGAGACGUUGCAGUACGACGAGGCACUCCUGGACUUCUUUGGGAUCAGGGGUAAGGUUCAUUUACCUACGAUUGUUCCCUCGUCUGAUGCGACGGCGUACGGGGUUGUUGCUUCUGGGGCUUUGGCGCGGGUUCCCAUUAUGGGGUGUCUGGGGGAUCAGUCUGCGGCGUUGGUUGGGCAGAAAGGGUUCUUGCCUGGAAUGGCUAAGAACACUUAUGGCACUGGAUGCUUUCUCUUGUACAAUGUUGGCGAAAAGCCGGUGUUCUCGACACAUGGGUUGCUGGCUACAGUGGCUUACCACUUUGGUGGGAAACCUAUCUAUGCACUUGAAGGGAGUAUUGCUGUUGCCGGGUCUGGGAUCAAAUUCUUGCAGAAUAACUUGAAUUUCUUCCGUGAGUCCAAGGAUGUCAAUGACCUUGCCUGCUCGGUGGAAGAUAAUGGCGGAUGUGUGUUUGUCACUGCCUUGAGUGGGCUUUUUGCGCCUUAUUGGAUCGAUGAUGCAAAAGGGACAAUCUUUGGGAUCACCCAAUACACCCAAAAGGGCCACAUCGCACGUGCUACUUUAGAGGCAACCUGCUUUCAGACCAAAGCAAUUCUAGAUGCGAUGGAGAAAGACAGUGGCCACAGACUAUCCGAACUGGCUGUUGAUGGGGGUAUGAGUAACUCGGAUUUGGCAAUGCAGAUCCAAGCAGAUCUGAUAUCCAUCCCUGUCUACCGCCCCAAAAUGCGCGAGACCACAGCGCUCGGUGCAGCGAUUGCAGCUGGACUUGCAGUUGGACUUUGGCACAACUUUGCCGAGCUACGCGAUAUCAAUCGCUCUGGUGGUAUGGUCUUCCAGCCCCAAGUCCCGCCACAAGAGAGCGCGGAAAAAUUCGGACAAUGGGAAAAGGCUGUGCAAAUGAGUAGAGGCUGGGUGGGACCUCAGAAUGCCGAGAAGGAAGACAACUAUGGUCCGAACGAGACAUAUGUACCGUUAAAGGGUCCUGAUCUUCCUCUGCCCAAGGGAACACAGGUCUUGCAUAAUCCCUUGAUCUCGGAUGUGGCUAAGAGCUCUACAUACACCAACACUGUUAAAGGGAGGACUCAUAUUUCAGUCAAGGAAAUCCAAGUUCCAUCUCUACUCUCCAAUGUUUCGGGUGAUUUGGAUGAUGCAGACGAAGAGGAUUUGUUCUUGGAGCUGAGGAGAGUGGAGAUUUUGCAAAGACUCAGGAAGUUACGGAAGCUACAGUCAAACUUUUACUAA
This is a messenger RNA of Penicillium verrucosum, 1848 nucleotides long. Its product is annotated as glycerol kinase. Gene Ontology annotation, biological process: glycerol metabolic process; glycerol-3-phosphate biosynthetic process; triglyceride metabolic process. The record is from RefSeq and is a predicted model, not a curated record. Gene Ontology annotation, cellular component: mitochondrion. Bases 1 to 1848 code for a protein of 615 amino acids. NCBI's taxonomy places the organism in Eukaryota, Fungi, Ascomycota, Eurotiomycetes, Eurotiales, Aspergillaceae. The transcript is spliced from 4 exons. Gene Ontology annotation, molecular function: glycerol kinase activity.